CCUUCCUAUUAGGUCAUUAGGCCUACAGUCAUCAAGAAAUGACGACAACCUUGUGCUGGCAACAUCUUUAGUUUGUCCUCAAACCUCUUCUGCCCGCCUCUCUCCCGUGCUGAGCCUGGCUUUCUCGUGAAUUAGAAAUGGCAAAUGAAAAGUACGAGACAAAAGAUUCAAACACCACCGACAGUAGUCGUCAGAGCAGCUUGGAAAUGGCUUCCGGCGAAAAGAAGAAUGGCGGAUGUUACGUCAGCGGUGUGGUAGGCGUGGCUUUGACACUGGUCGCCAUCUUGAUCGCUGUCGGAGUGGGCAUUAUAGUGCAUUUCGCCGAGGGGGACCGGGGGCUGGUGUGUAACUGUGGCUCGGGGGCCGGACAGACAGGCGCUUCUUCUGCUCAGUCCGUCUUACAGCAGUGUGCAAAAAUGGCCGGGCGAGGAGAUGAUAGCAUCUGUGGACAAUGUCCAUCCUCCUCGGUCACUCAGUCUGGCCCUUUUAUUGGUCACGCGACCACGCCCCCUGCCACACCCAGCAGCAGGGUCAAGGUGAGAGACGUGAGACUUCCGGACAACGUGUACCCAGAACACUAUGACGUCCGACUUCAGCCGUAUAUGUACGUUGCGGACCCGAAAAAGUUCACAUUCAAGGGCUCAGUAAAGAUCUACCUUCGCUGUGACAAGACCUCUGACAACGUGACCCUCCAUAUCAACGUGCUGACCGUAGACAAGGCCAAUAUCCAGUUCCAGGGAGAUCCUGUUACGAGUAAAGAUGACCCGUCUGUGGUGGGAACCAACUACGACAGGGAGAGACAAUUUAUUAUUCUUAAGCUAGAUAGAAACAUGCAGGCGGGCAAGAAGUACGUUCUAGAGAUGACCUUCACGUCACCGCUCAAGGACGACCUGUCAGGCCUCUACUACAGCACGUAUUACAGGGAUGGAAAGCCAGUGUACCUGGCAACAACCCAGAUGGAGGCCACAGAUGCGAGGAAGGCUUUCCCCUGCUUUGACGAGCCUGCCAUUAAGUCCACCUUCAACGUCACACUGGUCAGGCCUGACAACCUGGUCUCCAUCUCCAACAUGCCGCAAAUCGACAGCUCAGAGACUUGUACAGAGCCUGGGCCAUCCCAGAAUCCCUCAACGACACCGAAUACGCUCUGGGCGUAGGGGCUGAGGUUCUCAGUUUCUAUGAUGAAUUCUUUGGAGUUCCCUACCCGCUACCAAAACAAGACAUGAUUGCCAUCCCAGAUUUUGCCAUGGGAGCCAUGGAAAACUGGGGACUCAUCACCUAUCGACAAAGUGACAUGCUGUUCAACGAAGACGUUUCAAACGAAAACAACAAGGAGAGAGUAACGGAGGUGGUGGCCCAUGAACUGGCUCAUCAGUUUGAGGUGUUCGUGCAGAGAGAGUUACAGGGGGCGUUUUCGUUUGACGGCCUUGUCUCUUCCCACCCUGUCUAUGUACCCGUCUACCAUCCGGACGAGAUCAACGAGAUUUUUGAUGAUAUCUCCUACUCUAAGGGUGGCUCCAUUAUUCGCAUGAUGCGUCACUUCCUGGGAUUUGAAACUUUCCGUCUGGGACUGAAGCGCUACCUGACUAACCUAGCCUAUAGCAACGCUUUCCAUGACGACCUGUGGAAUGCUCUGACAGAGCUACAAGUGGACGAUCCCCCUCACCCUGACCAGCCACAAGAAUCCAAACUUUAAUCAAAGUGACGGCGAUAUCCUCUGGAUGUAUAAAAAUGAAACUAAAAAAACAUUCAACAUUGGCGCCAACAACCUUCCCCCGACCUCUGACUCUCAGGGCUGGAUCCUGGCAAACGUACAACAGAACGGUUACUACCGAGUCAACUACCCACUUGGCAACUGGAAGGCUCUUACUGACCAGCUCAAAGACAACCAUACUAUUAUAUCUACAAUCAACAGAGCACAACUCAUCAAUGACGCUUGGAACCUCGCCAAGUCCGGUGAGCUCGGCCUGGAGACGGCUCUGUCCACCAUUGAGUACCUGGACACAGAGAGGGAUUACGUCCCCUGGGCCGCCGCUAUCAAGGAGACCGCCUACGUCACUAGGAUGCUGUCUCUCACCUCGCUCAACGGGCCUUUCCGGAAUUGAGCCCAGCCUGAAGCCGACUGUGUACUGCUACGGAGUCAAAAACGGUGGUUGGGAGGAGUGGAAGUUUGUCUUAGAUGUUUACCAGAACGAGACAGACGCCUCAGAACAUGACAGGCUUUUGGCCGCCAUGUCCUGUUCUGAAGAACCCUGGAUACUCAACAA
Molecule: messenger RNA, 2264 nt
Organism: Aplysia californica (California sea hare)
Lineage: Eukaryota; Metazoa; Mollusca; Gastropoda; Aplysiida; Aplysiidae
Product: aminopeptidase N
Biological process (GO): proteolysis; peptide catabolic process
Cellular component (GO): cytoplasm
Molecular function (GO): zinc ion binding; peptide binding; metalloaminopeptidase activity
Source: RefSeq, a predicted model, not a curated record